This is a messenger RNA of Aspergillus bombycis, 1542 nucleotides long. RefSeq lists its product as uncharacterized. The transcript has a single exon. Bases 1 to 1542 code for a protein of 513 amino acids. The record is from RefSeq and is a predicted model, not a curated record. Lineage: Eukaryota; Fungi; Ascomycota; Eurotiomycetes; Eurotiales; Aspergillaceae.
AUGUCAUCAAUACUCAGUGGAUUGCGAUUUCGACAGGAGCCAUCAACACAUCAGCAUUCAUGGAAGAUAAGCCAAACCAUUCUAGCUCCAGCAGGCUCCAGGGAAGAGGAAGUACAGAUUCCGGACCCAGAGAUCUUUAGAGGAAUUUCUAUCCCUCCCAGUCACACAUUCAGCCCUCUCGAUGUCUCGGACAUCGGGAAAGUCGACCUUCUAUAUCCAUCGACGAAUCACCUAGCAAUGCAUCUAUGCCUCAUUGAAUGUUUCUAUAAGCUAAAGAACGACGUUAUGCAUUCCAAGGAGUUGGACGCUGUCAUCGGGCCAACUGCGAGCCAUUUUGUCCCAAGAGACAAUACUCAAGGCUCCCAAACACCCCCUACGGCUGCAGAUGCGGAGAUGGUUCGUGCAAGCCAGAGAAGGAAAUGGGAGCUGUUUGUAAAAGCAGCCGUGGGCCGUUUUGAUGUUUGGUGGCAAAAUAUUGACAAGGUAAUACGACAUGCAAAAGCAUACACUACCCCUGCUGUAGCGCAGCAGGACACUACUACUCUCUCAAAAAACUACCUCCCUCCAUUAGAUGUGCUGCUAGUGUGGUACAGCUACAUUCUCCACCCUUCCUACUCUCCUGACUGUGCGGAAUUUGGUAAACAAAACGCAUUCAUGCUUUGCUUUCCUUGGCACGCCCUCUACGAAGUCAUUGAUCGAAAUACGCUUGUUUACAACUUGCCGACUGCAGCAGCGAAUAUGUUUACGACCAUGUCAUCACAGUCUGUGGACCUUAUUUCUUGCCUUGCGUCCCCACCUCCAUACACCGCGUUGGUGGGCGCCCAGUACUCAGUUGACCUUGAACACGCAGUCAUCAUGCAAGACAGCUUUGUUCAUGACACACAUCAGCUUCUCUGGCUCCGCUCGCCAGCAUGCUCCGGAUCAUUGACCCGCUGUAUGGAGAGAUACAAACGGUUUCUCCUUCUCGUACAGCUACAUCCAGACAGACGUACGAGUUUGACGCCAACUUGGGAUAUUGAACUCGCCUUGAGAACCCAUCAACUUUAUGCAGACAAUUUCCAAACGUUCGCCAGUCGGCCUUUCAGAGGAGACUUAAGCUACACAAAAGUUCCAACGCGCUUGGAGACCGAAAAGCCUAUGGCAAAUAAUAUAACGGAGACCACCACUGCUGAUAUAUGGAUGAAGCAGUUUGCAGAGCCGUAUACCUGUUGUCUCUGUUGGGCUUGCGAGUGUAUCAAGGAUGCCAAUGGCAGAAAUGGAAUGGAGACAUCUACGGAAAGCCUCUCCCGGGAGCGGAUAAAAGAAAUCCAAAAGACGCUCCACUUCUACGCUUCCGUGGAGCGCGCACGAGAGUCUGGACAGCGGCUCCCGGCUUCUUGUCAGGUCAAGAAGAAGGACGAAAAGUGGGAACUAGACUGGGGUCACGGUUGGCGGGAAGUGGCUGUCAAAGGCAAAUUUGAUGAGCAUGGGAAUAUUGUUAAGAAGGUUGUAAGAGAGAAGCCGUACACCUCGCGGAUUAACUGGAUGAUAGGAGCUAUAUGA